This is a messenger RNA of Esox lucius (northern pike), 3923 nucleotides long. It is a transcript of the gene mapk3, whose product is annotated as mitogen-activated protein kinase 3. Gene Ontology annotation, biological process: intracellular signal transduction; protein phosphorylation. The coding region runs from base 235 to 1413 and encodes 392 amino acids. The record is from RefSeq and is a predicted model, not a curated record. Gene Ontology annotation, cellular component: cytoplasm; nucleus. Gene Ontology annotation, molecular function: ATP binding; MAP kinase activity. The transcript is spliced from 9 exons. NCBI's taxonomy places the organism in Eukaryota, Metazoa, Chordata, Actinopteri, Esociformes, Esocidae.
CCCGCUGACACGCAAAAAAAAAAAAAACAACAACGAAGAAGAAGCAAGGAGAAAAAAAGAAAAUCAUUUUACACACUCUUGAGGGGGGCCUUGAUCGACUCGUCUCUAUUCGUCAACGAAACAAACCCAAAGGAAAUAUAUCUAAUCUUCCAAUCAACCUGAAGUCAUUUAUACCUUUUCGCACGGCCCCCUCCCAAAAUAUUGAACGCAAAUAGUCAACUUCUAGACUGAAUCAUGGCGGAUUCUAGCAGCAGUGUCGCGGCGGUUGGAGCCACAGGCUCAAAUACUGGUGCCGCCGGGUCUGGUGGUGCUCUUGCGCCCGAGGGAGCGACUGGAACGGCGGGGACCAAGCCCGUGUUGGAGGUGGUGAAGGGGCAAAACUUUGACGUAGGCCCUCGCUAUGUCAACCUGUCUUACAUCGGGGAAGGGGCCUAUGGAAUGGUUUGCUCUGCCCAUGACACCAUGACAGACUCGCGUGUGGCCAUUAAGAAGAUCAGUCCAUUUGAGCACCAGACGUACUGCCAGCGCACCCUGAGGGAGAUCAAGAUCCUGCUUCGGUUCCGCCAUGAGAACAUCAUCGGCAUCAACGACAUCCUGAGGGCCCGGCGCAUAGAGUGCAUGAGAGAUGUCUAUAUAGUGCAGGACCUGAUGGAGACAGACCUGUACAAGCUGCUGAAGACCCAGAUGUUGAGCAACGACCACACUUGCUACUUCCUGUAUCAGAUCCUGAGAGGUCUGAAGUACAUCCACUCUGCCAACGUGCUGCACCGCGACCUCAAGCCCUCCAACCUGCUCAUCAACACCACCUGUGACCUCAAGAUCUGUGACUUUGGGCUGGCGCGGAUAGCCGACCCAGAGCAUGACCACACAGGUUUCCUGACAGAGUACGUGGCCACCCGCUGGUACAGGGCUCCAGAGAUCAUGCUCAACUCUAAGGGCUACUCCAAGUCCAUUGAUAUCUGGUCAGUGGGCUGUAUUCUGGCUGAGAUGCUGUCCAACAGACCAAUCUUCCCUGGGAAGCACUAUCUGGACCAGCUCAACCAUAUCUUGGGCAUCCUGGGCUCUCCCACUCCGGACGACUUGAACUGCAUUAUCAACAUGAAGGCCAGGAACUACCUGCAGUCUCUUCCUGAGAAGCCCAAGAUUCCCUGGAACAAGCUUUUCCCCAAGGCCGACAGCAAGGCUUUGGACCUGCUGGGACGUAUGUUGACCUUUAAUCCUAUUAAGCGCAUCACGGUGGAGGAUGCCUUGGCCCACCCGUACCUGGAACAGUACUACGACCCCACAGAUGAGCCCGUAGCGGAGGAACCGUUCACUUUCACCAUGGAGCUGGAUGAUCUGCCUAAGGAGAAGCUGAAGGAGCUCAUCUUUGAGGAGACGGCCCGCUUUCAGGCCACUUACCAAGGCUCCUGAGAUAUAGAGCUCUGAAGGCGAGUGGAAAAACUAAAAUGGAAGCUUGAAACAAGAAGACUCCAAACAACAAGAUGCAUAAAAAACAAAAAUAUAUAUAUAUAGUAUAAAAAAAUAACCUGAAACGUGUUAAUGUAACUUUUUUUUUUUUCUCCUUUAAUUUCAAUUGCGGGGAAACUUGAUUUAGAAAAAAAAUUCUGGCGGGACUGUUGUCUACUUUAAGUACUACUGCGCUCAUUAAAACACCAUUGGGAGUCUCCUCCCUCUUUCUUCUAUUUGCGGGGACAUUGUACUGUUGUAAUAGCAAGAGCUUUAAUCUUACGACACCCUUUCUGGUCAACUUUAAAAUGCCCCCCACCUGUGAGCCUGCAUUCUCUUUCAGCUCUCUAGCCCUCUUGGCAAGUUUGUAUUCUUUCCAUGUAUUUCUACUCGCAGUAUAAAUAUGCUACUGUAAUAACUAACAUCUUAACUCCGGUUUUGCUCCAUAGAAUUAUCAUUUGAGAGAAAAAGAGGAGAGAUGGGGCGCCGGUUGGGUGUGUGUAAAUAGAAAUGGUUUUUUUGUUAGUGAAUUUGUGGCGAUUCGGUUUGCACACCGUUAUUUGAAUGUCCACGAUCAGGCAGGAGUCUUAUUUGUAUGUUUUGGAAUUUAUAUUCGAGAAUCUUUUUUUUGUUUUUUUUUACUCUUUUUAUUUCUUAGACAGUAGUGAAAUGCAAAUAUUCUAUGUUCUACGGGCAUGUUAGUAGUUUUGUAUAUUUUUUUUUUUUUAAGUUAGAAAAUGAGUGAACAUGCAUGCAUUCUUGAAAUGUACCAAAGUGGCAAUGAGAGUGGGUUGAGGCAUGGAGACAUGAUUACCUGACUGUUUGAAUUGGGUCUAAGUCUGUGCCACUCUAGGUCUUGACAGAUGACUGGCCUCCGGGCCUAUAAAGGGGAGGUUAAUAACAGCCUCUGGAUUAGAACAUCUCAUUUCCUUUCUGUCUCUCUCUUGCCUAUUUGCCAUUUCCCUUUCCUCCUAUCUGUCUGGUAUUGUUUCAAGGAGGACAGUGGACAUGUAAAUACUGUAUUUAGUUGUGAAAGGCGGAAUCGGCGCAUACGCUGCUGAUGUUUUAAUUUCAAGCUUGUGUUAAACGGUCCAUGGUUGCCACGGUUAUGGUGUCUAUGGUAAUCAGAGUGGUGGAUUUAUUUGUUUUCCUCUUGGGUUUAUCGUAGUGGCGGGCUGUAGUUCCCGGGUUAGUGCAUUCCGCAUUGCUGUGUUUGCAUUGUUCAGAGUGUCACGUCUCCCCACUUGUACAUCGGAGCCGUGAAACACUUUUUUGCCAUGGCAUAUACUUAGUUCCUCAGAAGCCAUAAUAAGCCUCCAUUUGCAAUAGAAGUGGCCAUGCUUUCAGAUCGGGCAUCAGUUUAGUUCUCCUAAUCCUUAUAUUUAGCCAUCAGUGGAGGUGGAGAAUUAAUCUGAGACCAGAUCGGUGUAAAUGGGCUGUAUCAUCCAUUCCACACCCCCUUGAUGACCUACCAUGCUUUACUCAAAGGGCUUUCCCUCCCUCAGGUCCCACCCACCCACUGCUUAUCUCGCUUCUGAUUGGCCGAGAAUUCCCAAUCUGCGUACUAGGCAGCGUUGCCAUUUGCUAGUUUUUCUUUUUUGUCCAUUAUUUUUAUUUUUUUGUUACUCCUCCCUCCAAAAUAUGUUUUUUUUUAUUAUUAUUAUUUUCACUGAAUCCCAGGAAGGUUAGCAGGUCUGAUUAAGAGAGGCAGUUAUGUUGGUAGGAGGAGGGGAUUAUCUCACAUCAAUCAUGUAACUCAAUCAGCACACCUGCACUUUGUGUCUCUGACCAAACUUUUCUCUUUUUUUCUGUUUUGUAACCCCCACCCCUGUUUCAGUAGUUGUUUUUCUGUCCUCCCUCUCUAUUCAGCUUGCUUUUUCAGGGCUGACGUUUCACAGAUUUUCCCUGGAGCCCGUUACUCUUACUACAGUGUGUGUCUGGUGCCUCGGCACUCAUUUGCAGUGGACUGCCCUACUCUCUCUCUGUGUGUGUGUGUGUGUGUGUGUGUGUGUGUGUGUGUGUGUGUGUGCGCGCGUUUGUUCCACGGUUGAAACGCUGCAGGCGCUACUCCAAGUGGCAGUAUGAACACAGUGUGUAUCUCUGCACACACAAGUGUUUUACCUUUUUUGAAACACUCUACCAAGGCUUUGUAUCUGCAUGUUUGGAUUCUCGUAACGGUCUGUCAUUCUCUGACCAAAAGCUGCUUUAUUACCACCCCCCAAACACGUUUUUACCUACCACUUACAUGAACCUAACUGACUCCCCCGAGGACCAUGCGAAUGAACCAACGGGACCACGUUUGCAAUCUGCAAUCACUCAUUUUCUCACAGACACGUGUGCACACAAAGACAGUAUAAACACACAUACACAAUACACAUCAGAAAUGCCUAGUCAGGCCGGUUUCAAAACAAUGUCCUUUUAAAUGGCUGUUCUUAUUAUUGAUAUUGUUAUUGGUCUUUUUUUUUUUUGUUUUU